Molecule: messenger RNA, 843 nt
Organism: Radiomyces spectabilis
Lineage: Eukaryota; Fungi; Mucoromycota; Mucoromycetes; Mucorales; Radiomycetaceae
Exons: 3
Coding region: 1-843 (280 amino acids)
Biological process (GO): peroxisome organization
Cellular component (GO): peroxisomal membrane
Source: RefSeq, a predicted model, not a curated record
AUGGCCCAAUUCGACUGGCUUGUUCAACCAGAAACAGCGAGACGUAAUUUUGUCAAACUGGUUUACAGCUAUCUCGCAUGGAUCGCUCUGCAUCAGCUUCUUGACGCGCAUCACAUUUUCCAAAUGUUGGGUAUUUCCAUCAUUUUAUGGCGCCAUCCAAUGAUAGUUAAGGUUCGAGCCCAUUUUGCUGGUUUGAUGUUUCGAGAUGUGGUGGAUGCACUGUUCAUUGGACCCGUUGCUGAGUCAACGGUUUCCAGCCAAUAUCCUUUGAUGCAAAGGGCACUUGCUUAUCAGCAAUCCAUCCAGAGCAACGGCCAUUCAGAUCGAUCGAUCAACGACCAGGACUUUGAAUUUGUUGUGUAUGAAAAUCAGCGACGUCAACCGUUUGGCAAAUGGACGACGGGCACUCUUCCAUUCGAACGAUCCGCAUGGUCAGACGAGGCGAAACAACCAGUACCACCAUGCUCCAAGUUUGUCCUACCUCCACCCUCAGUGAUGGUUGUUGAAAGUUCUAGCCAUCCCCAACGCCGGUGGCAGAAGACGUGGACCUGGGUCUGGACCGACGAUGAUUGGAGCACCGACGGUUGGGAGUAUGGGACCUUGCUGUGGACAUCGUUUAGCUCACAUUCGCAAAAGGGCUUUUGGCCUACGCGACGUCGACAAUGGAAACGCCGAGCCAGUAUUGAACGGCAUGUCAAAACAGUGGAUGCUCCUGUCAGUGUGUCAAUCAAAGGACAUGUCCCCACUGAAAGGACUACCCUCGACUCGUUUCAGGUACUGAUCCAGGAAGCCAUCGACAGCUUCAAUGCUGAGGCAAAUGGCAAGACUCUCGAACUGUCCUAA